CCGGGCCUACUAAUACUAGUCUAGAUCUAAUAUUAAUCAUCUAUGAAAUGUUGAAAAUGUUCGGUUCUCCUGGCCUUGACGAUCUAGAAUACGCCCGUAAACUUCAGGAAGAAUAUGACAGAGAAAUAGCCGUUAAAAUUGCAGACGAUGACAAUUCUGAAAGCAGAAGUGUAAAUGAUAAUCCAGAAUACGCUAUAAAGUUUAAUGGAAGCGGAAGAAGUAAGAAUGCGGCUUCAAUACAGAUGAAUGAUUUUACUGAAAAGUUUCACUUGGGUUUGUCCCCAGUUGACCCAUCAUUGGAAUUUUCAGAUCCAAAUCCUAACAUUUUUGAGUUGUUUCUUCAAUUUAAUAUUCAGUUCUUCUGGGGACGUCUUUCUGGAAUUGAAGUCAAAUGGAGCCCCAGAAUGACUCUCUGUGCAGGCCUAUGUGUUUAUGAAGGACGUGGAGGUCUCUGUUCUGUCAGACUUAGUCUACCUUUGUUGAAGCUCAGGCCAAGAAAAGAUUUAGUUGAAACUCUCUUGCAUGAAAUGAUCCAUGCUUAUUUGUUUAUCACAGACAAUGAUAGGGAUCAUGAUGGCCAUGGCCCUCAGUUUAAAAGUCAUAUGCAUCGAAUUAACAAAGAGACAGGAGCUAACAUUUCUAUCUAUCACACAUUUCAUGAUGAAGUUGAGGCCUACCAACAACACUGGUGGAGAUGUGAUGGUCCCUGUCAAAGUAGGAAACCAUAUUUUGGUUACGUCAAACGUGCCAUGAAUCGCGCCCCCUCACCUCGUGACUUUUGGUGGGGAGAACAUCAAGCCUCUUGUGGUGGAAGCUUUACAAAGAUCAAAGAACCUGAGGGCUAUGGUCAAAAAAAGGGAAAGGGAAAAGAAGAUAAAAUAAAAAAUCCAACAACUGAUAUUCGUGCCUUUGUCGGCAGAGGCAUUUCUCUUGGAACUUCUUCUCAAAAAAAUGUCAUUCAAAGAAAUAGUACAUUUUCCUCCAACAAUUCAUCAAAGAGUAUCUCUACGGGGAACAAAGCUAAGCAAUCAGUGAUAGUCAAUGGUGUUCUGACCACCAAAGCUGUUGGACCAAGUCCUUUGUUUUCAUCUUUACCUAAUUCAUCAGCUGCCAAAUCUGUUGCUCCGUCAAGCUUUUCUAUCCCAUCUGUAAAAAAUAGUUCCAACCCUCACAGCCUUGCUAAAGUUUCCUCAAACACAGCUGUUGGUGUCUCACUGGAGAAACCCCCUUCAAAAGAUAAACCUAAGAUGUUUGACUGCAGUGCUAUCUCACUGGAAAGUCUGGAUAAUUUUCCAGAGAAUGAAGAUGAUUCUUGGAUGUUGGAUGCAGACACUGGCAGUUCUGAGGGUUAUUUCACCAGCCCAUCUCUGGAUACAGUAUCCCCUUUAAAUAAAGCAGACAUCAUUGAUCUAACUGCUAAAGACAUUAAAAAUUGUGAAAGUCUUAACAUGUCCCAUCAGACUCCAAAACCUCAGCACAAAAAGAAAAUUUUGCCCACUGUUGGCAUGAACUCCUCUAAAAGAAUCAGCCAAAAAUAUCCUGGAACUUCAAACAUUCGUAAAAAGAGGACGCCAGUUGUACACAGAGGUAACAAGAAUAACAGUGGCGGCAGAAGACCAGAUAACAGCAAGGUCAUAUUUUCCAGACAUUUUGUUAGUGUGUGUGAAGGAGGAAAGUUUACGGAAAAACCCAAAGCUUUGAAAAAACCAAAGUCUUAUGUCUUUGAUGAGCUGGAUGAUAAUGAUGAUUUGUGGGUGGAAACCAGCAGUCUACAAAAAGUACAAGCAAAACACAGUGCAUGCAAUAAGCAGGAAGGCUUUACAGAAGUCACGGAUUUAGAAUCUGAUGAGGAAGGAAGUAGUACUGAUAUAAAUGAGGUCACCCAUAAAAAGGAUGGCGAUGUAAAAACUGAGCUUUCAACUUCAUUUGCUAAAAACACACAAGAUGAGAGAAAGAUAGAAAAACCACAGAAAUCUAAUUAUGUGAGCCAGGUUGGUUCUGAAGAUGUUGCACUUUCCAAAUGCCCUUCAGAGAAGUUUACAGGUCAAGGCUAUCGGUUAGGUACUGGGGAGGCAGGCAGCUCUUUUCUUUCACAAAUACGAAAAUCAUUUAACAGUAAUACAUCUGGCACUAGGAACACUUUGUUAGGUCCAAUCCAAAGACCAAAAACAGGUGAAUCUGUUCUUCAGGCAAGCAACUCUUCAUUUCCACGUAAAAGAAGCUCUGAAGUAGCAUUUGGGUUGGAGUCCUUGCAAGGACAGAAUAAUUCAAAAUACAUAAACAAUCGGGACUCUCAGUACUUAAGCACUUCAUCUUCAACUCAUGGAAAAGGCCAAGACAACCUAGCAACAAGACACACAGAUGGUAAUCCUGCAACAAGACACACAGAUGGCAAUCCUGCAACCAGACAGGCAGAUGGUAAUCCUGCAACCAGACAGGCACAAGACACCCCAUUAGUGUCUUGUCCUGUGUGUACAAUAAAAGUACCUGCCCAACAGAUCAAUGACCACUUGGAUACAUGCUUGCUGUAACAUGCUGUCUCUGAAAAAACUGGCAUCUCCCCUGCCCCAACACAUCCCAGAUGUUUGUAGUUUUUCACAUAACCCAAUCCCUUCACUGGUCUACACUUUUAAGGAUUGAAAUGUCCAUGAUUCAGACAGGAUUGAAAUGUCCAUGAUUCAGAAAUUUUCAAACUAAAUUCCAAUGUUCUGCUGUAACUGAUAGUACUCAUUGUUAAUUUUAUUAUAGUAACAUUUUUUACUGUACACCAGUGAUUUGUGUACAUUUAACAAACUUUGUUUAAAAGGGAUCAUGAACCUAAAGUUCUUGUAUCAUUUUUAGUUAAGCAAUUAAAAUGGCAUCAGGAAUUAACCCCCUUGGUUUAAAGAUGGAUUUUUGAAUUUCAAAACUGAGACAGCUGUGGGUAGAAUAGGGCCUAUUGAUUUAAGUGGUCUCUUGGUCACAUUACAUUAUAUGCAUUUAAGUGGUCUCUUGGUCCCAUUACAUUAUAUACAUUUAAGUGGUCUCUUGGUCACAUUAUAUACAUUUAAGUGGUCUCUUUGUAUGUAGAGAAUCACAUUCUGUGCCACACUUUGAGGAAUGUAUAUUUGCAUUGUCAGCUUUACUUUGUAUUCAGGUGUCUCUAGCAUUCUCUUCACUGUUAGAACUUUUGAUGAAACUUACUUUGAUGUCUUUCAAAUUUAUACUCACAUUUCCAUGUUGAGUUGGAAAAUAAAAUAUUUUGUCUUUA
This is a messenger RNA of Physella acuta, 3250 nucleotides long. RefSeq lists its product as uncharacterized. Gene Ontology annotation, molecular function: polyubiquitin modification-dependent protein binding; metalloendopeptidase activity; single-stranded DNA binding. Lineage: Eukaryota; Metazoa; Mollusca; Gastropoda; Physidae. Gene Ontology annotation, cellular component: nucleus. The record is from RefSeq and is a predicted model, not a curated record. Gene Ontology annotation, biological process: DNA repair.